Molecule: messenger RNA, 1906 nt
Organism: Phoenix dactylifera (date palm)
Lineage: Eukaryota; Viridiplantae; Streptophyta; Magnoliopsida; Arecales; Arecaceae
Source: RefSeq, a predicted model, not a curated record
GAGAAGAGAGCAUUUCGUCCGAUGAAAGCUCUCAGUUUUCCUCGCUCUCCUCCCUCUCUUCAUCCUCUUGUUGGAGAAAAGAACGCAAUCUGAAAAGAGAAAAUUAGGAAUCUUUGGUCACUGAAAGCCCAAGUGUUCCUCCUCCAAAAAUCAGAGAUUUCUGCUCGAAUUUUAUUUCUGUUUCUUUUGUCGGUUUUCGAGAUUACUGCUGCUAAUUCUUGCCAGCAUUAGGAUUGAUCGAAGAAGCGGCGAAGACUUUGAGCUCCAAAGUUUCGAAGAGCACAUUUGGAGAGAUUUGAGAAUUUAAAUCUUUAUCCAGGAGUAAAUAAGAACUACAAAGAAUCCAUAUUUGAAAAUGAGGUCUUCUUUCCCCUUGUUGAAGGUUCUUUUAUGAUCUAAUAAUUCAAGCCUCUUGUAUUUCUCUGUUUACUUGAGAUUCUGGCCAUAUUUUCCCCUGUUCUUCUGAUUUAAUUGACAAAACGAUUCAAUUCUCGAUCUUUUGGACGGAUGUGUUUCCUCUUAAGAAUCGAUCGGGAUUCCUCUCAGUUCAACUGCAUUUGAACGCGAACUCCUUCGAUCUCUGCUUUACUUCUCUGAAGUUUGAUGAAAUAAAGUUCGAAAGAGCCAAACUUUGAACAAUUAUUCAAUGGUUUGUGCUUUGAUAAUUCUCUGUUUCUUCCAACCUUCCUGGCGUUUCUCCUUAGCAUGAACUACCAUAUAAGACCUUUCUUUUGUUUUCCCUUUCCUGACCAAAUUGUUUUCCCUGCAGAAGAGAAGAUCGGGACAAGCUCCGAUCGCAGCAACCAUUUCAGAAUCCUAGGCUUUGGCUUUGAAGGGGAUAUAGAUGGAAAGGGAGGCGAGGAAUCCCUAUUACACCCGCGGCUCAGGAGGAGGAGUUCAUGGUACGGGCAAUGGGUCGUCGGCUUUGGCCGAGCCGGACUUGCUGCUCCACUGGGGGAACCGGAAGCGGCUGAGGUGCGUCAAGGUCCAGCGGAAGGAGGACGCGGCCACCACCGACAAGGCCGCCACUACGGUUCGUGUCGACCGCCGGGUCGUCCGGGUCGACAAGCACUCUGGCUUGGCUCCUCCCCCCCGCCGCACCUCCCCGACCCAUCAGCGCACCCUCAGGAAUUCGGAAGCUGCGACGGCGGAGAUGAGAGGGCGGCAGCAGAGCAACGGCGGGCUCCGGGGGGUGGCGUCGCCAGAGCGGGCGGUGAAGGCCAGGAACGGCGGCGCAUCGGCGUCGUCGGAGGAGAAGAAGAAUGGGGGAGCGGGCUCGUCGUCGGGGAGCGAGGGCACGGUGUGGCCCAAGUUCGCGAUCGCGCUGACUAACAAAGAGAAGGAGGAGGACUUCCUGGUCUUCAAGGGAUCCAAGCUCCCCCAGAGGCCUAAGAAGAGGGCCAAAUUUGUCCAAAAGACCAUUAACCUGGUGAGCCCAGGUGCAUGGCUGUGCGAUCUGACUCUGGAACGGUAUGAAGUCCGAGAGAAGAAGGUCUCCAAAAAGAGACCAAGAGGUUUAAAGGCAAUGAGGACAUUGGGGAGCAUGGACGGUGACUCAGAUUAGUAGACAAUAGAGGAAUGAAAGAAUCUGAAAGAAUAAGCCCGAGAUUGGGACCAUAUUUGAAGAUAGUCAAACCAUAGCGUAUCUCAUCUUGCAUUUGACUGGCGCUCGCGCGCGCACAGAGAGAGUGGUGGACUGGGGGUUGGUUGGUAGAUAUUGGAGAGUUUAAGGGAUCGAAGCUUCGCGCGAAGAGAGAUUGUUGUAACAUUCUCAUGCAGAACUCUACCAAAUGCUUUGUAGAUUUCAAGCCUGUUUCUCUCACUCUCUUUUAAAUUAUCCUGUGUUAUACUUAUCGCUGUUUUGAUGCUGUUAUUCAAUUUGAAGCAGGCAUCGACGUUCUGUGAA